UAGCGCACAUAACACACCAGUAUUGUCAUUAGUCUAACAACAACCAUAUAUAUACUCGAAAGAGAGAUGAAAGAAUACGCCGGAAUGAUGGCUGCACAGGUGGCACAGGUGUUACUGAUGAUAGUUAGGAAGUCGGCCAUUGCUGAUGGCAUGCCAAACUACUCUUUCAUCUUCUACUCAAACGCACUUGCUUCACUUAUCCUUCUCCCCCUUUCUCUCAUCUCUCACAGAUCAUCAGUCAGUCUUCCUCCACUUAACUUCAGGGUGAUAUGUGGAAUUCUCAUGCUUGGCCUUCUAGGUUUUAUGUCACAGAUAUUUGGUUAUUAUGGAACCUCAUUUACCUCAGCUGCUCUUGCAACUACAUUGCUCAACCUCAUCCCUGGUUUUACCUUACUACUUGCAAUCCUCUAUGGAUUGGAAACAGUCAACAGUGGCCGAACCACCACCCAUGCGAAAUUCAUUGGCACUGGAUUAUCAAUUGCAGGGGCUCUCAUUGUAACUAGUUACAAGGGCCCUCUUCUUUGGGUAUUCAGUUCAACCUGGGUACUUGGAGGAAUCCUUCUAGCCAUUGACUCCGUCUUAUGUUCUCUGUAUCUCAUUACACAGGCAUUUGUCAUUGAGAAAUACCCUGCUGUGAUGAUAAUAACGUUCGCUUACUGCUUUGUAUGCACCAUAUUAUCCGCUCUAACUUCUUUGAUUGUUGGAGAUGACCUUAGUAGUUUUAGUUUACAGCCAAAUAUAAGGUUGUACUGUAUCCUCUACUUGGGUAUUUUUGGGUCUGCUUUCCAAGUUACGAUGAUGGCAUGGUGUCUGCAAAGGAAAGGACCAGUUUUUGUUGCGAUGUUUUAUCCAGUGGGAAUUGUGAUCUCAACUUUCAUUGGUAUCAUCUUUUUAGGCGACGGUUUCUAUUUUCAUAGUUUGUUAGGAUCAAUCGUCGUUGCAAUUGGGUUUUACGCUGUGAUGUGGGGAAAAGCCAACGAUGAUGAUAAGAUUUUGAUGGUAUCAAAGAUAGCCGAUGAAGAGGCCCCUCUUUUACAUGAUGCUGUUUGAGGAGCAGAUCACCAUGGAACUCAAUCCCUGAUUAUGAUUUAACCAAAGUUGAAUUUUUGUGGAAGGAACAGAAACCCCAUCCUUCCAAAAUGGUGGAUAACUUACUAUUUAUUUAUAUAUAUCUAUUAAUUGUUAAAUAUGACGACUUUAUGUAUAAAUUAGACUGUUAGAUGAUACUCUACAUGAUAGUUGUAUACUUGUAUGUAUAAUUGUGUGUUUUUAGUCAAUAUAUUGUAACUGGUUCAACUGUACCAACCAGUUCAACUAAAAAACCGGUUUUAAAACAUUGAUUUUCUUAUUGAGGUCAUAUAUUCGACACUGGUUAUUUUUUGUUG
Molecule: messenger RNA, 1385 nt
Organism: Erigeron canadensis
Lineage: Eukaryota; Viridiplantae; Streptophyta; Magnoliopsida; Asterales; Asteraceae
Product: WAT1-related protein At5g40230-like
Exons: 7
Coding region: 67-1050 (327 amino acids)
Cellular component (GO): plasma membrane
Molecular function (GO): transmembrane transporter activity
Source: RefSeq, a predicted model, not a curated record